AUGCUUGCUUCCGUUUUUCUUCUAUUAAGCACAGUAUUUGCCCACGGUUCCCAUGAGGUGCCCGUGAAGCCACAAGGCAUGACCUGGCAGGAGUGGCACAUGAAGGAAGAACACCACGUUGACGGUUUCGAUGCGGUGAGUUUCUUCAAAAUGCAUGAUCUCCAGAACAAGGGCUACUGGACGGUGGACGACGUUUUGUACGUCUACGGAUUGACUCGUGAAGAGGUUGUUGGUGAUGGCAGUGGAAUGGGAGAGCAUGCACAGGAAGAGAAAGUUUCGCCUGAAGCUAAAGCUCAGGUCAGUAAUAUCGUCAUGGGCCUUUUGGACCGCAACCACGAUGGCACCAUCACGUUGGAGGAGUGGAAAGAAUUCGUGCAAAGAAAGGAGGAGUUGCCUGAUUUCGGCUAUGGUCCUGGCCACCAUAUGGACUUUGAGUCUGAGUACGAGAACCAUCACUGGAACAAGUACCACAAGGACCAGGAUCCAGAUGUGCACAUCAAGCACAAGGAGGACAUUGAACACGAGCUCUUGCACCAUGCCCACGAGAUCGAGGGUACCCACGGCGACGAUCCAAAUGUCAGGAAGCUCGCUGAGAACUUUGCCAGUCCCGUGAAGCUCCACAAUGUGCCACAGAAGUACUUGGCCAGAAAGGGUUGA
Molecule: messenger RNA, 657 nt
Organism: Candidozyma duobushaemuli
Lineage: Eukaryota; Fungi; Ascomycota; Pichiomycetes; Serinales; Metschnikowiaceae
Exons: 1
Coding region: 1-657 (218 amino acids)
Cellular component (GO): extracellular exosome; endoplasmic reticulum-Golgi intermediate compartment
Molecular function (GO): calcium ion binding
Source: RefSeq, a predicted model, not a curated record